Molecule: messenger RNA, 4343 nt
Organism: Polyodon spathula (Mississippi paddlefish)
Lineage: Eukaryota; Metazoa; Chordata; Actinopteri; Acipenseriformes; Polyodontidae
Product: IgGFc-binding protein-like
Exons: 11
Coding region: 29-4231 (1400 amino acids)
Source: RefSeq, a predicted model, not a curated record
CUGUAAGCAGAAAUGUUCUUGCUCGCCAAUGGGUGGUCUUGUCUGUGAGGAGAUCUCAUGUCCCAAAGAUACCAAGUGUGAAAUCAAAAAUGGAAUCCGGGCCUGCUACAACGUAGAUCCAUGCAAAGUAGCAAAUUGCCGUGCAAAGGAGACCUGCAAAGUGGAGAAAGGAGAGGCGGUGUGUGUGCCUCAGUACAUUGGCACCUGCUGGGCCUGGGGGGACCCCCAUUACCGCACCUUCGAUGGAUACAACUACGAUUUCCAGGGCACCUGCACCUAUACCAUCUCCAAGACAUCUGGGAACGAUACCGGGCUGGUCCCCUUCUCUAUCGAGGAGAAGAACGACAACCGUGGCAACACAGCAGUCUCCUUCGUCAAGCUGGUGAUCAUCUCUGUGUACGGCUACACCGUGACAAUAGAGAAGUUUCAGUAUGGAAAGGUCCAGGUAAAUGGUGAGGUGUUGAAUUUGCCAGUGACCCUUGAUGAUGGUAAGAUCAGACUUUUCCAGAGCGGCCUGAGUGCUGUGCUGGAAACGGAUUUCGGUAUGCGGGUUACCUAUGACUGGAACUGGUACCUGCUCAUCCAACUGCCCAGCAGCUACUAUGACAGUGUAGGUGGCCUCUGUGGCAACUUCAAUGGCAACAUCAAGGAUGAAAUGAGAGAGCCUGAUGGCAAACAAGUCUCCAGCGUCAUCGACUGGGCCAAGAGCUGGCGGGUGAAGGACAGGGACCUCUUCUGUUGGGACUACUGCAAGGGCAACUGCCCUACAUGCGAGGACAGCGCACGCAAGCUGUACGAGAGUGACGCCUACUGUGGGGUCCUUACCAAGGCGGUGGACGGAGUUUUCCGCGAGUGCCACGUCAAAGUCGAUCCAAGGGACUUCUUCGACAGCUGUGUCUAUGAUGUGUGUCUGAACAAAGGCGCCAAGGCACUACUGUGUCAGGCGACGGCUGCCUACGCAGGCACCUGCUUGAAAGAGGGAAUCAUCGUGAAGGACUGGAGGAAAAUAACUGGCUGUACUAUGAAAUGCCAGGCAAAUAGCCACUAUGAAGCAUGUGCCAGCCCCUGCCCACAGACCUGCCCUUUCCCAGAAAACAGCCCGGUCUGCAAAGGCACCUGUGUGGAGUCCUGCCAGUGCGACCAGGGCUAUGUACUGAGCGGUGAUAAAUGCGUGCCGGCUGCCAGCUGUGGCUGCUCUUACCAGGGCCGCUACUACAAGCCAGGGCAGAAGUUCUGGGCCGAUGAAAGCUGCCAUGUGAUUUGCCAGUGCGACACCUCCCUAAAGAUGGUGGUUUGCAAGGAGUCCAGCUGCAAAUCCAGCGAGCAGUGCAAGGUGGUGGAUGGAGUGAGAGGAUGCCAUCCACUCAGCUACUCCACAUGCACAGCAUCCGGAGACCCACACUACCGCACCUUCGAUGGCAAGCUAUAUAACUUCAUGGGUACAUGCAUCUAUGAGUUUGUGAAACUCUGUUCCAAGGAUACAGGCCUCACCCCCUUCAGCGUCAAGGUGCAGAAUGACAACCGCGGAAGCAAAGCCGUCUCCUUCACCAAAGUAGUGACCAUAGAUAUAUUCGGUAUGACGGUUACCAUCAGCAAGGACUACCCCUACAAAAUACUAGUUAACAAUCAGUUUGUGUCCUUGCCAUUCUAUUAUGAAGAAAAGAUGGCAAUUUUCCGCAGCGGCUGGACAGCGGUGCUGGAGACUGACUUUGGACUGCAGGUGACUUUCGACUGGAACAGCGUGAUUACCGUCACCUUGCCCAGCACCUACCAAGGUGCUGUCUGUGGCCUCUGUGGCAACUUCAACAAGAAUCCCUCUGAUGACAUGAAGACUCCCGGAGGAAAUUUGGAAUCCAACGAUGUGAAGUUUGGCGACAGCUGGAGAGUAGGUUUGGUGCCAGGCUGCUCAUCAGAAUGCUCCGGUCCCUUGUGCAAAACCUGCUCCGAUUCCCAGAAGAAAGUGUACCAGGCAGAGCGCUACUGUGGCUUGAUCACAAGCAAGUCCGGCCCAUUCCGCGACUGCCUUGCUAAAAUAGACCCCAGUGGUUUUAUUGAAAACUGCAUGUAUGAUGCCUGCCAAUACCAGGGCCACCACACAGUUGUCUGUGAUGCUGUGGCUGUCUAUGCCUCUGCCUGUCAGAAUGAAGGCAUCACCAUCUACCCAUGGAGGAGCCAGACCUUCUGCCCUGCCACCUGUCCCAGAAACAGUCACUACGAGGUUUGCGCCACAGGCUGCCCUGCCACCUGCCAUAGCCUGUCCUCCCCCAAAAAUUGCCACCUGCCCUGCAAGGAGGGCUGCCAGUGCGACAACGGCUUCCUCUUGAGCGGGGAUGAGUGCUUGCCCAUUGCAGAGUGUGGCUGCGUGUAUGGUGACCAGUACUAUAAAAAGUGCGACGUAUUCUAUCCCAAGGGCAAGUGUGAGGAGCAGUGCAAGUGCAGCGAGGACGGCGCUGUCACCUGCAAGAAGUUCUCCUGUGGGGUCAACGAGGAGUGCAAGGUGGCGAAUGGCGUGCAAGCGUGCCACCCCGUAGGGGAAGGCAAGUGCGUGGCCUCAGGAGACCCCCACUACAUUUCCUUUGAUGGCCUCAGGUUCAACUUCAUGGGCACCUGCACAUACACUCUGGCCAAGCUGUGCGACCAAGAGGGCAAGCUCCGGCCUUUCUCCGUGGACGUUGAGAACGUGGCGUUCGGGAACGGAAAGGUGGCCGUCACGAAGAUGGUGAAGGUGGUGGUGUACGAUUAUGUUAUCACCAUAAACCAAGGGAUGCGAUGGAAAGUCAUUGUGGAUGAUGAGGUGUUCCACCUGCCUCUGUCCCUCGAUAAAGGAAGGGUCACGAUCAACCAGGAGGGCUGGAACGUCGUUGUCCAGACAAACUUCGGUCUGAGGGUGCUGUACGACGCUGUGUACUAUGUAGAAGUAAUCGUCCCCGGAAACUACCGCAGCAAGAUGUGCGGCCUCUGCGGCAACUUCAAUGGAAACCAGAAGGACGAAUUCCUUCUGCCCAAUGGCAGAGUGGCCGAGAACGCUGACGUCUUUGGGGCAGGAUGGCGAGUAGACAUCCCAGGGGUCGUGUGCAAUGGCGGCUGUGGCAAAGACUGCCCGCUCUGUGACCAGGGCAAGCAAGUAGUCUACGGGAAUGACAACUACUGUGGGAUGAUCAAGUCCAUCACAGGUCCCUUCCAAGCCUGCCACGCAAAGGUCAAGCCGGAGCCCUACUUCGAGGACUGUGUCUUUGACGUGUGUGCCAUGGACGGGGAUAAGGACAUGCUGUGCAAGAGCCUCCAGGCCUAUGUUAUCGCAUGCCAGGCCGUCGGGGUGCAGAUCAAAACCUGGAGAACAAAGCAAUUCUGUCCUGUUUCCUGCCCAGCUAACAGCCACUACGAGCUGUGUGCCGACACCUGCAGCACCUCCUGCUCCGCGCUCGUCACUGCCUCAACCUGCACCAAGAGCUGCUUUGAGGGCUGCCAGUGUGACAGUGGAUUUGUUUACGAUGGAGACAAGUGUGUGUCCAUGAACACCUGUGGCUGCAUCUAUGAUGGCAAAUACAUGAAGGCUGGCGAGAAGAUUGUGGCAAAGGGCUGUACUGAGCAAUACACGUGCAAGGCCACAGGGGCCGUGGAUUCUGAGCCGCUGACGUGCCCCGCCGGGGAGUACUGUGGGGUCAAGGACGGAGUUCGGGGCUGCCAGAAAAAAGUGGGAAUUUGCACAGUGAAGCCUGGCACUCAUCUCCAUUCCUUCGAUGGGAACGAGGGCAAGAUAAGCAGUGGAGGAGCCUUUGAGAUUGCCUCGCUCUGCAACCAAGGCUCGGAGGAGUGGUUCCGCGUUGUGGUGGACGUGCGGACCUGCACCCAGAACAGCAUCGCCGGCGCAGUCACUGUCUAUGUGUUCUUUGGGAACACCUACAUUGCUGUGAACAAUGAACAACAAACUUGGGUGAACGGGAAGAAGGUAACCCUGCCCAUUAAGCUGCAGAACGAGAUAUCGGUCCACAUUUCUAACAAGCUGAUAAUCAUUGAGAGGAAAUCCAGUGUGCAAGUGACCUACAGCAUCACGCAGGAGGUGACUGUUACCGUGAGCGCCGAUCUCGCCAACCAGGUGUGUGGUGCUUGCGGAAACUUCAACGGCAAUGAACACGAUGACAUGACGUUAUCCACCGGCAAAAUCUCGAUCAGCUUCCAAGAGGUCAUCAACUCCUGGAAGGCCAUGGAUCACUCAAGCUGCGGUCUGUAAUCUCCUGACAACUUGUCCCAAAAUAGCCAACAAACGCACAUGCAAUGAUUGCAGUUUUCAAAAUGGGCUGGGUUUAAUCAGACUUUAUUCAGAUUUUUUUCUUUUUUUUUUU